UCCUCUAUUAAUCUGUGCAUUUCAGAGUUGUCAAUUCGGAGGACACUGUGCUAGAGGAUCAAGGCAAGGAUUUUUGCUGGUUUGCCCUUCUGUUCUUUCCAGAUCUACCAUCUGUGUACCAGAAUCCUAUAAUUUGAGAAAAUCAUCUGUGGAAUCAUGGCCGAAUCUCAAGUGAACGACAACACUUGCGUAGUAUGUUUUAAGACGGUCGUUUACUACUCCAUCGGGGAAUGCGACCACCCUGUGUGCUUCGAGUGUUCGACUAGAAUGCGCGUUCUUUGCCAACAGAACGAAUGCCCUAUUUGUCGUCAAGACCUGGCGAGGGUGGUGUUUACUGAAACAGUACAACCGUACAAGGAGUUGCGCAAUAGAGUUUUCUCUGACAAACUCUUUGAGAGACAGUACAAGAUAGGUUUCAGCAGUGAAGAGAUCAAGAGGCAGUAUGAGCUGUUGCUUGAGAACCGAUGUACGGAUAAGAUGUGCAAGGAUAAGAUGCCCUUCCGUACAUUUAGUAUGCUUAGCGAUCAUAUGAGGAAGGCCCAUGAGCGGUAUUACUGCGAUCUAUGUGUUAAACAUUUGAAGAUCUUCACCAGUGAGCGUAGAUGUUACACGCGGCAGGAGCUCGCUCACCAUCGACGGAAAGGCGAUGUGGACAACACAUCCCACAGAGGACACCCGCUAUGCGAAUUUUGCGAGGAGCGUUUCAUGGACGCGGAUGAGUUGUAUCGUCACUUGCGGAAGGAGCACCUGUAUUGUCACCUGUGUGACGCGGACGGCAGGAACCUGUACUACGCAUCACAUUCCGCACUGGCGCACCACUUCCGCACUGAGCAUUACCUGUGCGAGGAGGGCGAGUGUGCGGGACAGCAUCUUACUGCUGUGUUCAGAAGUGAGAUCGAUCUGAAAGGUCACAAGGCGACGGUGCACGGGCGGGGCAUGCCGCGCGGCGCCACGCGGCAGGCGCGGACUUUAGAGCUGCAGUUCAACAUCACACCGCAUCCUGUCGUGCAAAGGGUGCCCAGGGAUAGAGACCGUCAAGAGCAGGCUCCGCCGGUGAGCUUGCCGGCGGCCCCACAAGCGUCCAUCAACCCGCAGAGCGACGAGCAGUUCCCGCGCCUGUCCGCCGCGCAGCCUUCGCACGCGCCGCUUAUCGCGGGCCCCGCGCGGGCGGGCUACAGAGGAGCGGAAGGUCUAACGCGCAAUGACAGGAACUUCCCAGCGCUGGACGGCUCGAGUGGGCCUGCUGUGCCUCGCCCACAGUCCAUGCGGCCGGCCCAGCCAGUCGCCGCCACUGUUCUCAGGAAUUCGUCCAAACCCAGCGUCUCGAUCCAACUCCACAGUCAGCCCAGCGCCAGCAACUUCCGGCUGACGCAGACCAGCGGCAACCGCAUCUCCAUCCCGCCGCAGAAGAAGCAGCAGUCCGCCAACAACUUGUCUGACGACGACUUCCCCUCGCUCGGCCUCGCCAGGGACGACCAUCCCAGCAUCGGCGCGGGCACCGUACAGGCAUCUAAGGUCACGUUGAUCAACAGCGACGAGAUGCGAGCCUUCAAGAGCAAUCAAACAAACAGUCAGCCGAAGAAAGCGCAGCUCGGCACCGAAGCUUUCCCCGCGCUGUCUUCAUCCUCCGCUCCAACUGCUCCACCACAAUGGAUCACCGUCUCCAAGUCCAAGGAGAAAGGAAAACCCAAGCCAGAUCCACCUCCCGUCUCCGCGCGAGAAAGUGGGUUCAAUCCCAUCGCGGACUUCCCAACCCUCCCAAUAAACACCAAAACAAAAACCAAGAAAUCCCAACCACAACUGCAACCCCACCCAAAGCCUCAACCCCAACCAACCAACAAUAACAUCUCCACCGAAAGUAACAAGAACAAAAAGGAAAAGAAGAAACAGAACAAAACCCAAAACCCUGUUGACUUUGAUCUCGUGAACGGAGUCAACGAUCUGAACAUGAAGAGAGAGUACCUUGCAGCCAGCGUCAACAACAACAACUACAGUGCCGACACCGACAGGAAGAUCAAAACUAUCAGUGACACUCCGGCCGUGCACAAGAACACUGGAAAUGGAGAUUUCAAUUUAGCUCUAAAGGAGUAUCCUCCUUUGAAUCCUUGGGCGGACAACUUUGUACCUCCGAGUGUUAAGACGGAGAAUUUCGCGAGCAAAAUUGUGCAAAACGGGAGUGCUCCGCCCGGUCUUAAGAAGCGGCCGCCGUGCGAUGGAAUGACCUUCACCAAUUCGGCCGGACAGACGUUUCCUGCUCCAGUCCAUUCGUACAUCCCUCCACCGGAUUUCGAGCAACGGAAUAGAGCGCUGGUUAAACAGUUCGCUGUGGCUCUGGGUGGCGCCGCGGCCGUCGAGGACUUCAAAGUGGCUUCACGAGCUUUCCGGGACAGUAUCAUAAGUGCUGACGAGUUCUAUCUGCAUUGCCAGGCCGCUUUGGGGUCCCAAUUGGAAACUGUUUUUCCGGACUUGGUUGCGUUGCUCCCGGACAUUGCGAAGCAGCAGGAGUUAGUUAUCGGAAGGGAUAUUAGUGCUAAGCUGGAGGUUUGUUCCACUUGUGGGCAGUUGUUGUCGCCAAACGACCAGAUUGCUCACGACACAGCGCACUGGCCUCCACUCUCGUCCCGUUAGAAUCGUAAUAACUGUGAUAAAUUCAUUUGUGUUCACAUGUUCAUCUAGAAUCUAGUGAUUAGUGACUCGGGUCAUGCUUGACAGUGAUCUUAUAUUACGUCACACUAAAUUAUUUAAUUAAUCGAAUCCUUUUGAUCUAUCUAUCCUACCCAGAGUUUUUUCGUGAAGACGAAAGUAGGUAGUUUGGUCCGUCGUUACAUUUCAUAAACUAUGCUCAGUAUUGUAUAAUAUCACUCGAUUUGAUUAGCGAAAUGGUCUAAUUGACUUGUUCUUUUAACAUCCCCUGGGAGGUAAACAUAUCCCUAAGGGAUAUGGCCAACUCCCGGUUUUUGCCAUUUCAUUGUGACAUAUAGAUGAACAAAUUAUGUUAUACAUGAGUUAAUUCUUGCUAAAGAAGUUGUAGACAACAAAAAGUUGUAGUUCUGGGUUAUUUAAAAAAAAAAUAUCAGUUUUAGUGUAGUUUUAAUCGUAUUUUGUUACUGUUUACUCAUUGCUAAGCCAUAUCUUGAAAUCUCGUAACCUUUUUUCCCAAGUAAGUUUUAAUUUUGCGUAAAACUACGGAUGAUUAGUUAGAAAAAUCUUAAAAAAGGAUAUUUCUGAAGUGGCCGCCGCUCUGACGACGAAGCUGGUCCACCAGUACUCAAUGGCACUUCCCCCAUUUCGUAAGCUUUUCCUGAUUUUUAUUUGUUAUUUAUUAUUUUGUGUGACGUAAUAUUAAGUAGGUACAUAUAUAGAUCGCCACUAAAUAAACAAAGUCCGAAUCACGGUGCUUAUUCUUUGAUUUUGCAAAUACUUUACUUCUGGUUCAUAUAAAUGUAAAGAUCAGACAUUAAAGAAUAAUAUAAUUUCAAUGUUCGUCUAGAAUAAGCCUUGCAAUCAAACACAUUUGUUGUGAU
Molecule: messenger RNA, 3524 nt
Organism: Maniola jurtina (meadow brown)
Lineage: Eukaryota; Metazoa; Arthropoda; Insecta; Lepidoptera; Nymphalidae
Product: E3 ubiquitin-protein ligase ZNF598
Exons: 10
Coding region: 157-2628 (823 amino acids)
Biological process (GO): protein ubiquitination; rescue of stalled cytosolic ribosome
Molecular function (GO): ribosome binding; ubiquitin protein ligase activity
Source: RefSeq, a predicted model, not a curated record